This is a messenger RNA of Penicillium canescens, 1587 nucleotides long. RefSeq names its product putative GABA permease. Gene Ontology annotation, molecular function: transmembrane transporter activity. NCBI's taxonomy places the organism in Eukaryota, Fungi, Ascomycota, Eurotiomycetes, Eurotiales, Aspergillaceae. Gene Ontology annotation, cellular component: membrane. Gene Ontology annotation, biological process: amino acid transport; transmembrane transport. Bases 1 to 1587 code for a protein of 528 amino acids. The record is from RefSeq and is a predicted model, not a curated record. The transcript is spliced from 5 exons.
AUGACGACUAUAGAAGAUGACCCGAAGGUGUUUCAAGGCACGCCUAAUGAAGAUGCGCGCCUUGAGAAUUUGGGAUAUGAGCAAGAGCUCAAGAGAUCUUUUGGUCUGAUUAGUAUGAUUGGCUUUAGUUUCAGUGUGGUAACAUCAUGGACUGCACUGAGUGGUGUUUUUAUCGUCGGCGUGACCUCCGGCGGUCCUCCUGUUAUGAUUUUCAGUUUUAUCGGUGUCAGCUUGUUGACACUGGCCGUCGCAAUUCCUAUGGCAGAGAUGUGCUCGAUGUAUCCAGUGGCCGGUGGUCAAUACUCAUGGGUUGCGGCUCUGGCUCCUCCAAGUAUAGCUCGAGGUCUUUCCUAUGUGACUGGAUGGUUCAUGUUGAUUGGUCUGUUGGCCAUGGGUGCCACCAAUAACUCCAUUGCCUCCAAUUUCGUUCUCGGAAUGGCCAACCUUAUAUUCCCCGAAUUCGAAAUUCAAAGAUGGCAAACCGUUUUAGUUGCCUACCUUGUCGCAUUCCUUUCAGCGGCUGUCAACCUCUGGGGCUCACAUUUACUCCACCGAAUCUCGAAAGCAAUUUUGAUUUGGAACGUCGCAUCGUUCGUUAUCGUUACAGCCACGAUCCUUGCCACAAACGACCACAAGCAGCCCGCAUCCUUUGUAUUCCAAGACUUCCAGAACGGCACCGGUUUCGGAACUGGCAUGGCCGCCAUUGUUGGUGUUUUACAGGCCUGCUUCGGCAUGUGCUGCUAUGACGCCCCGUCACAUAUGACAGAAGAAAUGAAAUCUGCCUCGAAAGAGGCACCCAAGGCUAUAGUUCUCGCCGUUGUCCUUGGCGCAGUCACUGGAUUUAUUUUCCUUAUCUCUCUUUGCUUCUGCAUCGGUGAUAUCGAGUCAACGGCUGGCACGAGCACUGGUGUACCCGUGAUUCAGAUCAUCUACGAUUCCACUGGGAACAAGGCUGCCACUGUUAUCUUGUCAAGCUUGAUCUCGGUCAUUGUGAUUGUGGCUGGAAACAACAUUCUUGCUGAAGGAUCGCGUGCUGCGUAUGCCUUUGCAAGAGACAAUGGCCUGCCCUUUUCCAAGUUCUUCAGCAAGGUCGAAAGCAAGACCCACGUUCCUGUGAACGCUGUGCUCCUUACUCUUGCUGUGCAGCUUGCGCUCGGUGCUAUUGAGUUUGGCACAACCACUGGAUUCCAGACUGUCAUUGCUAUCUCAACGGAAGGCUUUUACCUAUCAUACGCAAUGGCACUUAUCAGUCGCCUGGCUGGAUACUUCUCCGGUCAUGUAACGAAGCUUGACGGCCCCUACUCUUUUUCGGUACCAGUCUCCAUCGCCCUCAACAUUAUCGGACUCUUGUUCCUUCUAUUUGCAGCUAUCACCUUUAACUUCCCGAGCACAAAUCCUGUCGAUCAACAAUCCAUGAAUUAUACCAGUGCUGCUGUUGGCGUCGUUGGCGUCAUUAGCCUCAUCACCUGGCUUACUACAGGACGAAAACAAUUUUCUGGCCCUGGUGGUGUGAGCUUUUUAAGUGGACAGAACACAGCACAAGAUAUCACCGGAGCAGAUGUGCCAGCGGCUGAGAAGAAAAGUUGA